AUGAAAAAACAAUUCAUCUUAAUUUUACUCUUUGUCAUAAUAAUUUUUUAUGUACAAUCAACAAGUUUAUCAAAGAAUUCGAAAGAUAACAGUGUAAGUCAAAAAAAGUGUCCUUACUUACCCAAAUGUGUUAGUCCAUGUCCUUAUGGUUAUAUCUUCGAUAAAUUUAAUUGUAAUACAUGUGAAUGUAAUCCAUGUAAAUUGGGACAACCUUUACGUAAAUAUAGUUGCAAAAAAGGACGUUAUCGUUAUACUUGUUCAAGAAGAAAAGGAAUCUGUACUGUAAGUACACAAGGCAAUCUUCAUUGUUGUCCUCUUAAAAGAUCUGGCUCUUGUCCACCAAGUCUUCAUCCAUCAGUGGUUUCAUGUUUGCCAGUCGAUUGUAAAUAUGAUGGUGAUUGUUCAAUUGGACAAAAAUGUUGUAAACCAUGUUUACGAUGUACUAAUGUAACAGCUUCAUAA
Messenger RNA from Rotaria sordida, 462 nucleotides. The record is from the annotation of a GenBank genome assembly. Lineage: Eukaryota; Metazoa; Rotifera; Eurotatoria; Philodinida; Philodinidae.